Molecule: messenger RNA, 1308 nt
Organism: Zootoca vivipara (common lizard)
Lineage: Eukaryota; Metazoa; Chordata; Lepidosauria; Squamata; Lacertidae
Gene: YBEY
Product: ybeY metalloendoribonuclease
Biological process (GO): rRNA processing
Molecular function (GO): metalloendopeptidase activity
Source: RefSeq, a predicted model, not a curated record
UUGGCCGAGCAGGGAAGUGAAGGGAAGGGUUGGCGGCGCUCUUUCCCUGCGCCUUCUCUAUGGCGGAAGCGCCUCUAUACCGGAAAGCAGAGUCCCGGAGCGAGCCGAAGGUUCCCCUCCAGGGGCCGGCGCUCGGAGCGGGGGAAGCUGCUGGAACUAUCACUGUCUAAUGAUGUUGGAAAAGCACUACUUUGCAGAGCAUCAUCUUCACUUUUUAAAGCUAUGAGCCUGCUCAUACGUAACCUGCAGAAAGCCAUCCCUAUCAGGAGAGUGCCACUUCGCAAGAAUAUAGAACAACUCCGUUGCAUUUUGGGUGUGCAGCAGUUUGAUCUUGGUGUUAUCUGUGUUAAUAAUAGGCACAUACAGCUGCUCAACAGAAACUACAGGUGGAAGAAUAGCCCCACUGAUGUGUUAUCUUUUCCUUUUCAUGAGAAUCUGACAGCAGGGGAGCUACCUCAGCCUUGUGCUCGAGGUGAAUACAAUUUGGGAGACAUUUUUCUUGGAGUAGAACAUAUCUAUCAAGAGUGUGAGGAGAAUAAGGAAGAUUUCUACAGUAUUCUUACAGUAACGAUUGCUCAUGGCAUGUGCCACUUACUUGGCUAUAAACACAGCACAGAAGCAGAGUGGCAGCAGAUGUAUGAAAAGGAAGCACAGAUUCUUCUGGAGCUAAACAGAUUGUCAGACACAAAUUUGCAACCACUGACCAAACACCACUUCUAGUAGCCAUAUUUGUAUGUUGGCUCAGAAAUAAAAGAAAUGAAAGUUCAUUUUUUUCCCUUACUAGUGGGUUUUUGCUAUCAAGUCCCCAAACAGUAAGAAGAAAUGUAACUUAAGCUUGUUUUGCAAAAUAAUGAUUUCAUUGGACUGGGAAAUAAGACACUUAAUGAAGAAAACGAGGAAGACCUUAUACUACCAGUCCUCCUACUAUGAGCCAUAACAGGCAGGAAAAUAGAUUUCAUCUUUCAGUUUUUAAAAACAUAUUGGAUUAUUCUCCUUGAAACAGAUCCUAUUGAUCCACUGGUAAGGCUCCAAAUUUCCCUCUGCGACAACUUAGUUGGGGUCUGGGCAUCUUACCCCUUGCCUUCCUCCUCCCCGUAUGCAAAAUCAUUUUAUGCAACAACACAUGUCCCAUUAUAUCAUUUUGCAGCUGUCUGGCAUUGUUCAGAUCUCAGAUGUGAUCAACUUUCUUUGGGUUAUGCCCUGCCUAGCCAGAUAUUACAACUUCCUCAGGAUAAGGGCAUGAACUUGUAGAAAUUGGGCUAUUGGAGAAAAUGGCAGCUUCCAACCUUAAUAAUAAUAAUAAUAAUA